Molecule: messenger RNA, 2204 nt
Organism: Lacerta agilis (Sand lizard)
Lineage: Eukaryota; Metazoa; Chordata; Lepidosauria; Squamata; Lacertidae
Gene: SLC15A3
Product: solute carrier family 15 member 3
Exons: 8
Coding region: 1-1779 (592 amino acids)
Biological process (GO): transmembrane transport
Cellular component (GO): lysosomal membrane
Molecular function (GO): transmembrane transporter activity
Source: RefSeq, a predicted model, not a curated record
AUGGCCUCGCUGGGGGCCCGAGAGGAGCGGAAGCCCCUCAUAAGGCAGGAGGAGGCCCCUGACAGGCCUGCCGCAUCUCCCUUUGUGGGCAGGAAGACUGCCUGUGCUGCUGUGCUGCUGGUGGAGAUUCUGGAGCGAACCGCUUUUUUUGGCAUCGUCUCCAACCUCGUCCUGUACCUCAACAGCAGCGACUUCAACUGGGGCGGCGCCCAGUCUUCGCGUGCGGCGUUGCUCUUCUUGGGGGCCUCCUACCUGUUUUCGCCCAUCGGGGGCUGGCUUGCGGAUGCUUACCUGGGCCGCUACUGGACCAUCGCAUUCAGCUUCCUGCUCUACUUGCUGUCGGCCUGCCUCCUGCCAGCCGUGGCCUCGCAAGAUAGUCGGCUCUGGCUGUGCGGGGAGAUGCCAGCUUACCCAGUACAACCCGCCUGCAGAAAUGGUACUACGGACUGCAACCAGCAAUUGCCAAGUCAAUAUUGUGCCGCUGUUAUGUACAGUGGUCUACUUCUCCUGGCCCUGAGCAUCAGCUCUGUCAAAGCCAACCUCACACCAUUUGGCGCUGACCAGGUGACGGACCGUGGCCGGGAUGCCACCCGACGUUUCUUCAACUGGUUCUACUGGAGCAUUAAUAUUGGGGCUGUAAUCUCUCUGCUGGUGAUUGCCUUCAUCCAGCAGAAUGUGGACUUCCUUAUUGGCUAUGCCAUCCCUGCUGGCUGCCUGGCCCUGGCCCUCAUCGUCUUCCUCUUGGCUGCCCCUACCUUUGUCACAAAGCCUGCGGCUGGCAGUCAAGUCUACCCCAUGUUCCAGUUGGCCCUCCAGAAAAGCUGCUGUGGCCAAGCAAUCCAGAAGAUGACCACCAAAACCAGAACACAUAGUAACCAGUCAGAAGCCGAGGCUAAUGGCUCACUUUCAGGUCCAAGGACUCAGCCUGUGGGGAUGUCACAUGAGAAUAUUGCCAACUUCCAAGUGAUAAUGAAGAUCCUACCUGUGUUGCUCACUCUCAUCCCGUACUGGAUGGUCUAUUUCCAGAUGCAGUCAACCUACUACCUGCAGGGUCUGCACCUCUACAUCCCCAACAUCUUUCAGAAGAGUCAGCGGAACAACAGUGCUUUCUCAGUGGCCGCAGAGGGUCACUACACGUUCCCAGAUGCCUGGCUCCUUCUAGCUAAUGUGGUGGUUCUGCUGGUCCUGGUCCCACUAAAGGACCGGGUCAUAGACCCGUUCCUGGCAAAGAGGAAGCUAUUGCCUUCAGCACUAAAGAGGAUGGCUCUAGGCAUGUUCUUUGGGCUUGCCUCAGUUGUUGUUGCAGGUGUUCUGGAGUCUGAGCGUCUGAAAUACGUGAACAACAAUGGGACCAUCUCACAGAGAAUUGGGAAGGAUGUUUACAAUGCAGCCCCGCUCUACAUCUGGUGGCAAAUCCCUCAAUACCUGCUCAUUGGAAUCAGCGAAAUCUUUGCCAGCAUUCCUGGGCUGGAGUUUGCCUACUCAGAAGCUCCCAAAUCCAUGCAAGGAGCCAUCAUGGGUCUCUUCUUCUUCAUUUCCGGCGUGGGAUCACUUUUAGGAUCUGGCCUCCUGACAUUGCUCUCUGUGCCGGCCAAUGGCUGGAUGCACUGCCCAGAGGAUUUCGGGAACAUUAACAAAUGUCGGAUGGAUUAUUAUUUCUUCCUGCUGGCCGGGAUUCAGACAGUAACCUGUGUCCUCUUUGUCUGGAUCUCCAUCCGCUACGAGCGCCAGCAGCAGCGGUCCCUCUGCCUCCGCUCCGCUGGCCGCGAGGGCAACUAACAUCCUCUGCCUUCUUCCACUGGGACUGCAAAGAGGCGCCAGAGUCCCCUGGAUCUCAGCAUGCUGCGGAAUCCCCACCACUGUAGCCUAUAUGGUUAACUGCUGGGACGUUGCAGAGGCCAAUGGUAUAUAAAAGGAUUAGAGAAAUUAAUUGGGGAUAGAGCUGUCAGUGGCAGCCAGCCAAAGACGACAACCGCACGUUCAAAGUGUCAUUAACGUCUUAGUUCUCAAAGCUGAGCCCGGGGAGCCCAAAUUAAUUAUCCCGGGAUAUAAGCCACUGUGACUAAGUCACACGGACCCGUUCUCUGACCUGGCAAAGCUGCUCUUGCUCCUGUGAGUACUUAACAUUCCUUUUGCAGUUCAGCUGUCCUUUUUGGUAGUGGGAUUAAACCCCAAAAUAAGAGGUGAGUUUUCCCUGUAUAUCU